GUUGUUGGAUCUCCUCCAUUUUGUAAUGAGAAGACCAUAACGGCACAUAGGAUGAGUCAGCAGGGUUAUGUUGCCACACCUCCCUACUCCCAGGCCCAGCCUGGGAUGGGGGGCUACCCAGCCGGGUUUGGGAGCGCGCCUGCCCAGCCCCUCUAUAGACACUAUGGGGGACCACCUCAAUCAUUCCCCGCCCCACCAACAGGUAAAGCCACGUGCCUUUGGUCUUCCAUUCCUCCUGUGAAGUCUUCUGUUUAGUUGAUCAUUUAACAGGUCUGAUCUUGUCAGUUUGGAAGUGUACAGUAGCAAUUGUUCAUGAACGAGUCAAGCGAUGCAGCUUCAAUUGAAAUUACCACAUUUAAGCCUAGGGAUAUGUUUUUUUUUUCUGUACGGCCAUGCUAUUGUGUCAUUAUUUAGGUUUGCCCAUGUUUGUACUGUACUCUGUAUGUAAUGUGUGACCGUAAGAGGAUGCUUUGUGGACGGACAUGCUAUUGCCAUAGCAUUUAGAUUAGAUGUUUUGCUCAGGUGCAUGCUUUGUAUAUAAUGUGUUACCAUAAGAGAGUGCUUUACCUUCCAGGGAUGAUGAAGCCUGUGUCGUCCCCCUCCGGCAUGCCUCCAACACAGGUCCCCAGCCAUUACGGUUCAAACGGCCAGCAGAACGGCGCGCACCCUCAAAGGUAACAGAGCCUCCUCCACCGAGUCCAUUUACUACAGUAACAUUGUUAUGGUCCAAUUCUACCCUUCUCCCUGAAGUAUGCACUUGAUCUGUCCCCCUCAUGGAAUUUGAUUUAAUUUAAAGGGAAAGGACUGGUGCAGUACAUGUGCUAUAAACGCCCUCUAGCCAAUGUUAACACCAAUUAAUUGCUUUCAAACCCAUGAGUGGGAGGGAGAAAGUGCACACUUCAGGUAAAAGGGUAAAGAAUUGGAAGGCAACCAUCUGCAUCCCAAUACUCUUAGUGCAUUCCUCUUCCAUUUUCUUCAUGACUAAUAGGUGAAAGGACUGAGUUGGUUUUCCUCUGUACUUUCAAAUCAGUGGUGAUUAAGGAAAAUAAGCAAGGCAAUGAAGCUAAUUGAUACUAUUGGAACAGACUAAAUAUUUAGCUCUUUGUUUACUUUCCUCCAGCUACCCUGCCCCUCCAUACGGACAGCCGCCUCAGUCCCCCUACCACAGCACGGCCCACCAGGGCCCGCCCCCAGCACAGCAGCUCACCAAUCAGAUGGGUGCCAUGAACCUUGGAUAUGGUAAUUAAUCACUGAACUCAAGACUGUUGUUUUAAGGAUGGUUAGGGCAUCCCAUUUAGCUGGUAUACAAGAUGCAAACCAACUCCCAAACAAGUUAAUAAGUAAACUGCCUUGAUGCCCAAACAGUAAAAUGGAAGCUUUUAGGUAGAUCUACUCUUCUUACUAGUGUUAGUCUAUAUAUUUAUGGCGUUGUCAACAGAGGCACCACAACUUAGGUACACUAGCAUGCAGUAUGUUAUUGUUAAGGCUUCAGUGUGUUGAAAGUUGUUCACCCUUCCCUUGCUUUUCCUGCAGGUCCAGGCCCCAUGCAGAGCCAUCAGGCGCCCCCCACCUCCCCCUUAAUCCAGCAGCCAUUCCAGACCACCCCUCCCCCAGCCAUGGGACACCCACCACUGGGCCCCCCACCUACGGGUCCUCACUCGUCUCAGAUGGCUCCCCCACAGUCGCCCCUAGCUGGUCCACCUAUGGGAGGGCCCCCAUCUAUGGGUGGCCCCCCACCCAUGGGAGGCAUGGGUAGGCCCUUCCCUGGCCCACCCCCUCCAGGUGCUGGGGGAUUCCAGCAGCCUGGGCCUGGAGCAGCCGGACCACCAGGAUACCCUCAGCAACUACAAGGUACAGAUAGCACAGUAACCUGGAGCUCAACAGUGGCCAUUUCAAAGCUUUAUGGAUUUGUAGGGCCAGUUUCCUGGAGCCAGAUUAAGCCUAUUCCUGGAAUGAAAAUAGGUUUUCAGUUCAGGGAUAGGAUUAAUCUGGGUCCUUGGAUAUGGUAACUCACUGUAGAACUCAAGCUUAUUGUAUUGAAUGUGGCCAGGAAUGUGCACAAAUUGCUUUUGGAGGACUGUACCGCUAAUUGUGUUCUUGCCAAUAGGAUUGCACCAGGUGCAGGUCACCAGAGCCUGACACUGUGGAAUUGUUUGUGUGUCACAGGUCAAUUAGGGGGGCAGAUGGCGGGACCUGGGAUGGCGGGACCUGGGAUGGCGGGACCUGGGAUGGCGGGACCUGGGAUGGCGGGACCCUUCCAAGGUGGGGCAGCCCAAAUGGCCGGGCCACCUCAGAAAAAGCUGGAUCCUGACUCCAUCCCUAGCACAGUGAGUUCAUAUUUAAUUAUCCUGUGACUUGAUUUGGCUACUUCACAUACAGUAUAUAUGACUUACAAAUGACGAAGUCAACCCUGUUUAUUUAUUUAUUUAUUUCACCUUUAUUUAACCAGGUAAGCCAGUUGAGAACAAGUUCUCAUUUACAACUGCGACCUGGCCAAGAUAAAGUAAAGCAGUGCGAUUUAAAAACAACAACAACACAGAGUUACAUAUGGGAUAAACACAACGUACAGUCAAUAACACAAUAGAAAAUCUAUAUACAGUGUGGAUUGUUGUCAGGCAAACGGCAAAAAAGCAACAGCAGCAUGUGAAUUUAUACCAUACCAAUCUGUGUCCUUUAACACACACAGCCAGCAAAAACAGACAGAGCGGAACUGAUUGAAAUCUUUCACCCAGCCUGACUGCUUGUCAAGGAAAUGGCUCACCACAGUAUAAGCUUUACUGACAAUGCACCUCUCUGGUUUAGACACAAGUCAUCGAAGACGACCAAGCCAAACGAGGGGGACAGGUGUACACUACGAACGUCAGGGGCCAGGUGCCCCCGCUGGUCACCACUGACUAUACAGUACAGGACCAAGGUAAGGCACAGGAAUACCAGUGUACAGUACUGCAAACACAAACCUGUCAAUAUCUGUAUUUAGCCUUACUUCAACACACUUCAAAUCAAAUUUUAUUGGCCACAUGCGCCAAAUACAACAGGUGUAGACAUUACAGUGAAAUGCUUACUUACAGCCCUUAACCAACAAUGCAUUUAUUUUUUAGUAAAAAAGUAAUAUAUAAAACAACAACAAAAGUGUUGAGGAAAAAAAGUAAAAUAAAAUAACAGUAGGUGAUCGGGCCUACCACUGUUGUGUCGUCGGCAAACUUAAUGAUGGUGUUGGAGUCGUGCCUGGCCAUGCAGUCAUGGGUGAACAGGGAGUACAGGAUGGGUCUGAGCACGCACCCCUGAGGGGCCCCCGUGUAGAGGAUCAGUGUGGCAGAUGUUGUUACCUACCUUUACCACCUGGGGGUGGCCCGUCAGGAAGUCCAGGAUCCAGUUGCAGAGGAAGGUGUUUAGUCCCAGGAUCCUUAGCUUAGUGAUGAGCUUUGAGGGCACUAUGGUGUUGAAUGCUGAGCUGUAGUCAAUGAAUAGCAUUCUCACGUAGGUGUUCCUCUUGUCCAGGUGGGAAAGGGCAGUGUGGAGCGCAAUAGUUGAUUGCAUCAUCUGUGGAUCUAUUGGGGCGGUAUGCAAAUUGGAGUGGCUCUAGGGUUUCUGGGAUAAUGGUGUUGAUGUGAGCCAUUACCAGCCUUUCAAAUCACUUCAUGGCUACAGACGUGAGUGCUACGGGUCGGUAGUCAUUUAGGCAGGUUAUCUUAGUGUCUUUGGGCACGGGGACUAUGGUGGUCUGCUUGAAACAUGUUGGUAUUACAGACUCAGGGACAUGUUGAAAAUAUCAGUGAAGACACUUGCCAGUUGGUCAGCACAUGCUCUGAGUACACGUCCUGGUAAUCCAUCUGGCCCUGCGGCCAUGUGAAUGUUGACCUGCUUAAAAGUCUUACUCACAUUGGCUACGGAGAGCGUGAUCACAUAGUCAUCCGGAACAGCUGGUGCUCUCAUGCAUGCUUCAGUGUUGCUUGCCUUGACACGAGCAUAGAAGUGGUUUAGCUCGUCUGGAAGUCUUGUGUCACUGGGCAGCUCGCGGCUGUGCUUCCCUUUGUAGUCUGUAAUAGUUUUCAAGCCCUGCCACAUCCGACGAGCGUCAGAGCCGGUGUAGUACGAUUCAAUCUUAGUUCUUUAUUGACUCUUUGCCUAUUUGAUGGUUCGUCGGAGGGCAUAGCGGGAUUUCUUAUAAGCGUCCGGGUUAGAGUCCCGCUCCUUGAAAGCGGCAGCUCUACCCUUUAGCUCAGUGCGGAUGUUGCCUGUAAUCCAUGGCUUCUGGUUGGGGUAUGUACGUACGGUCACUGUGGGGACGACGUCAUCGAUGCACUUAUUGAUGAAGCCAGUGACUGAUGUGGUGUACUCUUCAAUGCUAUCUGAAGAAUCCCGGAACAUGUUCCAGUCUGUGCUAGCAAAACAGUCCUGUAGAUUAGCAUCUGCGUCAUUUGACCACUUUUUUUUAUUAACUGUGUCAUCGGUGCUUCCUGCUUUAGUUUUUGCUUAUAAGCAGGAAUCAGGAGGAUAGAGUUAUGGUCAGAUUUGCCAAAUGGAGGGCGAGGGAGAGCUUUGUAUGCGUCUCUGUGUGUGGAGUAAAGGUGGUCUAGAGUUUUUUUUUUUUCCUCUGGUUGCACAUUUAACAUGCUGGUAGAAAUUAGGUAGAACGGAUUUAAGCAUUAAAGUCCCCGGCCACUAGGAGUGCUGCCUCUGGAUGAGCGUUUUCCUGUUCACUUAUGGCCUUAUACAGCUCAUUCAGUGCAAACUUAAUGCCAGCAUUGGUUUGUGGUGGUAAAUAGACAGCUAUGAAAAAUAUAGAUGAAAACUCUAUUGGUAAAUAGUGUGGUCUACAGCUUAUCAUAAGAUACUCUACCUCAGGCGAGCAAAACCUUGAGACUUCCUUAGUAUUUGAUUUUGUGCACCAGCUGUUGUUUACAAAUAUACACAGACCGCCACCCCUUGUCUUACCGGAGUCAGCCGUUCUAUCCUGCCGAUGUAGCGUAUAGCCCGCUUAGCUGGAUGUUGUCCAUGUCGUCGUUCAGCCACGACUCGGUGAAACAUAAGAUAUUACAGUUUUUAAUGUCCCGUUGGUAGGAUAACCGUAAUCUUAGGUCAUCUAAUUUAUUCUCAAAUGAUUGAACAUUGGCUAAUAGGAUUGAUGGAAGAGGCAGUUUACUCGCUCGCCGUCUGAUCCUUACAAGGCACCCCGACCUACGUCCACGAUAUCUCUAUCUCUUUCUCCUGCGAAUGACGGGGAUUUGGGCCUUGUCGGGUGUCUGUAGGAUAUCCUUUGCGUCCGACUUGUUGAAGGAAAAAUAUUCGUCCAAUACGAGGUGAGUAAUCGCUGUCCUGAUAUCCAGAAGCUAUUUUUGGUUAUAAGAGACGAUGGCAGAAACAUUAUGUACAGACUAAAUUACAAAUAACGCGGAAAAACACACAUAAUAGUACAAUUGGUUAGAGGGCUGUAAAAUGGCAGCCAUCUUCUCCGGCGCAAUUCACACUGAAAUCCAUUAACAUUUCCAUUCCAUCACUAGCACACCUGACUCAACUAAUCAAGGGCUUUGUGAUUACUUGACUAGUUGAAUCAGGUUUGUUUGUGCUGGAUUGAACAAAAAUGUGCUGUUGUGGGGUUCCCCAAAGAAUGGAUUAGUAAAACGUGACACAGAUGGCUUUGGACAACACCGUAAUAGCCUUAGUUCAAUCAUACACUUUUGAAUUAUUUUUUUAAUGGCAACAUGGGGAACAUGAUAGGGGUGUAUUCAUUAGUGCACAACUUAGCAAACUAUCUAAAUGUUUUCGCAACGACAAUGAGAGUUUCUUAUUGGACAAGUUCAGGUAGGUCCCUCCCCGUUUAUUGAUUUAAGUAGUAACGUUUGAUACUGUACUCAAAAGAUAUGAAUAAGAACACUGAACACUAUUUCUUUGUAAAAAUACUAUGUAAAAGACAGUAAGUUAUUUACAACCUGAUGAAUCUUUAAAGAUAUGAGGGAAGAACUGAACGAUAUUGUGAGAGGAAGGCUAUAUGUGUAAACACAAAAUGCAAACCUGUUUAAAAUCUAUUUAUAUUUUCUUGAAUAUGAGUACAUUCUUUACUCUCUAACCAACCUAAUUAACAUAUAUUUUUGAAACUUUCUGUUUCCAUUUCUUCUUCCCCUUUAGGAAACGCCAGUCCAAGGUUCAUGCGUUGCACCACCUACUCUUUCCCCAGCACGGCUGACCUGGCCAAGCAGUGCCAAGUUCCCCUGGCCACCAUAAUCAAACCCUUCGCCACAGUGCCAAAGAAUGAGGUAGGCCUUGCCCUCUGUAUGUUUGCAGAGAUUAUCCACAUUGUUUUAUAAAGUCAGACCACUAAGCCGCUUAUGAAUUCUGAACCCAAUAUGUUUAAACCCAAACACUACAUAAACGUCAGGUACAUACUGUAGAAAUGUUAGGGGAGGGAGACACUAGCACUUUUCGUUUUCCUCAGAAGCUCAAUGACUCGUAUACUUUUUUUAUUCCUUAUAAAAAUAUACUUUACGUACAAGUGCUGUAAAAGUUCUAGUGUCCUGUGGACAACCUCCAUUUGGAUCCUGUGUGGUCCCAGGAAACCUGACUUAGAUAUUCUUCCCCUCGCAUUGUCAUCGGCACCAAAGGGCCUUUUUAGGCAACGUUAAUGUAGCUUUCUCUCUGUCUCAUAGAGAGAGCUAAUCAGCUAAUGUCAAGAUAUGCGGGGACCACAGAAGAUGAAAGCGGUUUAAAAAAGCACUCAUGUCAAGCACAUUGCCAUCUCAGGUUAGCACUCAGUGUCCAGACAGUGCUAGCACAAUUCCCAUAGUAGGAAGUUAACGUAUGCUAAAGCGCUGCAUGGAUUCCAUAUCAAACGAGCUAGCAUUUUAUCAGCACGUUAGCAUUGUUGUUUGAAAUGAAUGACCUAACUGCACAAGCACUCGAGUCUUAACGUUAAACUCUUGUAUCGCACUUGAACUUAUUAUAAACAAAUGUAUAAUAACAUCACGUCCUCUUUGGAUGAACUGUUCUAAUACUAUAACUACUUGGCUGCAUUGACGUCUGUCUGCAGUUUUAUGGCCUUGGAGCGCCUAUGAAACCCUUACUGUAGUACUUGUUUAUAUACUGUUGUAUGUAAAAGCCUCCCUUCAAGAAAGAGGAGAAACCAAGGUUCCCUGAACUGGUUCCUUCCCCUGGUUAAAAGUCUAAUUGGAGUUUCUCAGGAUAGAUUUAGAUUAGCUUUACGCCUAGUAGUGACCAUAUUUUAGACAAUGUUUUGGUUGUUAGGCUACAAUGUUUUGGAUAGUAUAUCACUUCUGUGGUGCUAAUAUAUUAUCUGAACCCAUUGAAUGAGGCUUGGCUCUAAGAUUUUAUGCCCUCAAAUAAAUCUUCUAACUAAGGCUAUUUGAACUGGGUGCGCACGUGUGUGUGUGUGUAUAUAACAUGUGCGCACAGUUUGUUUUUGCUAAUAAAUGUAUGAGUAUACAGACUUUGUGCACAUGAGCAUUUUAGAGGCAAUUUUUACCAUAUGUUCCCAUGGGUUGGUUUGUGUGUGUUAGUGCUGAGCGAUUAGUGUUUUUUGAGGUCGGUUCGAUUAUUUAAAAAUAAUCAGAUUUCGAUUAUGUUUUUAGACAUUAAAUGCACUAUGCAUUAUGUGGGUUGAAUGCUGUAACACAGAAUAAAACAAUUAAUAAAAGUCCCAUGAUGGUAGUGACUACCCGUUACUGCUUAUCACUUAUUAACCAUACUUUAUUCACAUUAUUUAAGUUUAAAUUACAUUUGUUUUAAUUAGAUUACUUUAUUAUUUCAUUCAACGUGAUCUCUAUAGAGCUGCUGCCUUUGCUGUCUGGAAAAAAAUAUUUGUGUUUUAGUCGUUUUUCAAAGUAAUUAUGCAUACUUUUAUGACUGCUAAAUACCAACUAUCUAUCACUUAGAUCAUGUAUUUUCUGGUAGAGAUACCUCACGAAGCAAGUGCUCGCUAUCCCUCUCGAUCGCGCAUUCUUCUGUCUCUUCUCUCGGUGUCUGCUCCACACUAACUUACCGUAGCGGGUGUAAAAGAAACACACAGACUGGACAAGUAGGCGCGCAAUGGAUUAUCGUCGUUGUAGUUAAUUACCACGUAUUCUGCGCUAAACUAUGUAGAAUAUUGGCCUGUUGGAAACUACAACUCCCUAUUUCAACUUUCAAAUGGUACCACCGAGAUGGUUGGAGGUCCACACAUCAGAGAAUGUUGACUUGAAUGGGAAUGUUUUUUUAAAUUAUACUGUCAAUCCUCCAUAGGAAACAUUUUGAAAACAUAGAAAUAUAGAAAAUAAAUGACAAUUGUAAGUUGACAUUCGAUGGUGGGUGGACCUACGGUCAUCUUUGUGGUAGUAAUUAGAAGUUUACAUUUCAAUUUCAGUGGUGUACCUGCUAAAUUGCAGUGCUCUGAAUGGAUAGGUCCAUUCUAUGAAUUAUAUUUCUAUGAUUGAAAUGACUGUGUUUAAGAGCAUGUUGGGUCUCAACCGAUGGCGUGCAAAACACAAAAUCAGAUCAUGUGAAAUGGGGUCUAAGCUACAACAUACGAAUAUGAAGAAAAAAAUCAGAGUUCACGCGUCUUUUAUAUAAUUGACAUUAAAGGUUUUAAAAAUGACAAUUUGUAUUAAAGCAGUUUGACCACUGUUUUGUAAGCUUUUAAAUGAUAUCAAACUCAACCGUUUAUCUUUUCCAGUGAUGAAGAAAUGGAUGUCUCAUGGUAUGGUGGGGUAUGCAAAAUGGGUCAACUUUGAGCACCUUUAUCUCUUAAAUGUUUUGGCAUUCAGGUCCAAAAAGUUACUUUCUGAGCACUAUUUCUACAAUGGGCAAAUAUGUAUGGAAGGUUUCGUUCAAAGCAAAAGGGGUGCUGUCAAAAAGUGAUUGAAUUCAAAUAGAUUACCCACUCUGUUGGACAAGGGUUAAGGGUUUGAUAAAAGUUAAAUUUUUGACUGAAACCUUGCAUCCUGGUCAUGAUUACUGAUAUAUGAAUUAUACAGUCAAUGACUGGAUGCUUCUGUUGGUGUAUAGCCAGCUGGUGCUACUCUAUAAACUGGUGAAGAUGAGGGCAAUGGAAUGCAUGGUCAUCAUCAUGGUUAACCUGAAGCCCGUAUAUUUCACACAAACGACCAAAUAAGGAAUAAUCUAUCUGUACAGUUGACUAUAGCCUACAGUUGACUCUAAAACAAACAGAUGUGUGACAGCUGUCUUAUGAGACUGACUAUCUCCUCUGUUGUGUGGCCCAGACUCCUAUGUACGUCGUGAACCAUGGUGAGACCGGCCCAAUCCGCUGUAACCGCUGCAAGGCCUACAUGUGUCCCUACAUGCAGUUCAUCGACGGCGGCCGCCGUUACCAGUGCGGCUUCUGCAAUUGCGUCAACGAAGGUACGUCCACCCAUAACAAGGAGCCGAUGCGGGGCCUUAUUGGGUCAUAAUGGUCUGUGGCUAAAAAUCAGCUAAGGAUCUGACCAACCUUUUUGAAGAUCAAAGCUAAAAUAGGUUGCUUUAAUUUGGGUAACCAAAAUCUCAAUGAUAGUUUUUUGGGUUAUUCUUAAUAUUUCUGACAUAAGUUCCAACCAGUGCUGUGCUUUGGGUUAAUUUGGAACUUUCUUUUAUAUAGAACCUAAUGCACUCAGGUAGGGGACACUGCCUGAGAAAGACAGUAAAGGGGGGUGGUUGCUAAGCAGAGGCAAUAUUAUGUUUGGGUUUGUUUUUGUCACCGCUGCUAAAACACGUUAUUUUGUUCUUUCACAGUGCCAGCCUUUUAUUUCCAACACCUGGACCACAUGGGCAGAAGGGUGGACUUCUACGAGAGGCCAGAGCUGUCGCUGGGGUCCUACGAGUUCGCCGCCACCCUGGAUUAUUGCAAGGUAUGCGAUUCCCUACUAUUGCAGUUUUUCUGCCUUUAUAGUGAACCGUAUGUAUGAUAUUGCUUGGUUUCAUUUUAUACAAAUAGACAGAAAUAGGAAUUGGUAGAAACUAGUUUGAAUGACUUUUGUAUGGAUGAAAAGUUAAUUAAAUCAAUAUUCUAAGUAGUUUAUACGUCACCAAUAGACCCAAUAGCUUACAAUGUGAAUUGACAUGGGGGGGGGGGGGGGGAAGCUGUGACAAUGCAUGGAUAAAACGUUCAAUGCUUGGCAAGAGUCUAUCUCCUAAAAACUUAUAUGGACAGAAAGUGAAAGUUAUUAGGAUCUCCAGUCCCAGUGGUCUUUCUGAGGGGGGUCUAUAAAUUGUGUGUGUGUAGGGAGGAGGGGCUCACCUCUUGGCAGACACUGCAUUCUUCAUUCAGGACCAGAUGAUUAGAAGGAAGCACAGGCAAAAGCAUGUUCAGUUCUGUUCCGUCCAGACCACUGCAUUAAAGCCAAAAGAUCUCAAUAGGUUCUCCAUUUUGUUGUGCUCUGUGGGGUUGUCUUUUCUUGUACAUUCUGAGUAGAGGUAGGUGGGGGCUAGCAACUUAACGUUUCGCUACUUAAGCCAACGUGUUACUUCAGUCUGUUUAUUAAUAUUUGGAAAUGUAGUCCCGGACGGCUUUUAUCGAAAGCCUCAGAGGUAAGCUAUGUCACAGACUGUUACCGCGGAAACAAAACAAUGGCAUGCUCAUCCACAUUCCUAACAUGGAGGGCAGUCGGAUGUUACAUAGUCCCUCCUAACGGCUCCAAGAUCCAAGCAAGCUGUACGUUUAAACACAAAUAAAGUACUGGGUGUGGUGGAGGUAUGAAGAGUCCAUUGACCAAUGUAGUUUUGAUGAGAGUAGCCUACAAUUUCAAAGGUUAAGGGAUAAGUGGCUUCAGUGUAAACACUUGGCACUAUGGCCAAUAUACCACGGUUAAGGGCUGUUCUUAUGUACGACGCAACGCGGAGUGCCUAGAUACAGCCCUUAGCUGUGGUAUAUUUGCAAUAUACCACAAACCCCCGAGGUGCCUUAUUGCUAUUAUAAGCUGGUUACCAACAUAAUUAGAGCAGUAAAAAUAAAUGAUGUUCUGUCAUUCCCGUGGUAUACGCUCUGAUAUACCAUGGCUUUCAGCCAAUCAGCAUUCAGGGCUCGAACUUGUGAUGAAUGAGCCGUCUGAUUCAAUGAAUCAGCAUCUGUUUACAUUUACAUUUUAGUCAUUUAGCGACGCUCUUAUCCAGAGCGACUUACAGUUAGUGCAUUCAUCUUAAGAUCACAAUCGUAUCAAGUACAUUUUCCCUAAAAGUAUUUAUCAUCAAAGUGAGUGCUAGUGGGAAAAGAGAAGUGUCUGUUUUUUUUGGGGGGUGUCGGGGGCACCGUGAUUUAUUUAAGAUAAUCUUCAAAGCGGUAGGGUUUCAGAUGUUUUCGAAAGAUGGGCAGGGACUCCGCUGUCCUACAUUUACAUUUGACAUUUUAGUCAUUUCGCAGACGCUCUUAUCCAGAGCGACUUAGUUUAGUGAGUGCAUACAUUUUUAAAAAAAAAUUUCAUACUGGUCCCCCGUGGGAAACGAACCCACAACCCUGCCGUUGUAAACGCCAUGCUCUACCAACUGAGCUACACAGGACUACACUUUAGGGGAUGCCGGGACAGAGAAGAGAUUUGACUGGGCUGAGCGGGAGCUGCCCUCCCGUAGGGUUGGGAUGGCCAAGAGACCAAAUGUGGCGGAACUGCGUGCUCGGGUUGGGUUGUAGGGUUUGAGCAUAGCCUGAAGGUAAGGAGGGGCAGUUCCCCUUGCUGCUCCGUAGGCAAGUACCAGGGUCUUGAAGAUGAUGCGAGCUUCAACUGGAAGCCAGUGGAGUGUGCAGAGGAGCGGGGUGACAUGGGAGAACUUAAAAAGGUUGAACACUAGGCGGGCUGCGGCAUUCUGGAUAAGUUGCAGGGGUUUAAUGGCAUAAGCGGGGAGCCCAGCCAACAGAGAGUUGUAGUCUAGACGGGAGAUGACAAGUGCCUGGAUUAGGACCUGCGCCGCAUCCUGUGUGAGGAAAGGUCAUACUCUACGGAUGUUGUAGAGCUUGAACCUGCAGGAGCGAGUCACUGCUUUGACGUUUGCAGAGAAUGACAGGGUGUUGUCCAGGGUCACGCCAAGGUUCUUUGCACUCUGGGAGGGGAACACCCUGGAGUUGUCAACCGUGAUGGAGAGGUCUUGGAGCAGACAGGCCUUCCCCAGGAGAAAGAGCCGACAUCCAAGCUGAGAUGUUUGGCCAUUGGAGGCAAGGUCAAUUGUGUUGAUUUUAUGGUAUAAUUCAACAGUAGUUGUGUUGGUGUUUCAGGGUUUUAAAACUGCAUUUAGACAGUCAAAUAUAUUUUAAAUACAGCAAAAUAUGAGCAAAUAAAAGAAAAGAAAUAAGGUGAAGUAACACAGUAGUUGAAUUGAAUUUGUAAUUCAAAAUGUUGUCGCUCUUUCUCUCGGUCUGUCAGAACAACAAGCCAGCCAGUCCUCCAGCGUACAUCUUCAUGAUCGACGUGUCCUAUGCCAACAUCAAGAGUGGACUGGUCAGACUGGUGUGUGAGGAGCUGAAGACCCUGCUAGACAACCUGCCCAGGUACACACACAUAAGCAUACGCACACACACACACACGCAAGCUAUCAAACACUGACCUCUCAUAAUCAAGGAAUAGAGCCUUGAACCGCCUGCAUUUGAGCACUUUCUAGAAACUGGCCCAACAUCGCUCUGCCUACAGCCUAGCUCCAAGGUCUUUUAUAUAAAAUCUGCCAACUUGGAGUGAUAGAGGUCUUUUGAGACCCACUACAUAGCCUUGGAGGUCACAGUGAAACUACGUAAGCUGUCUCCAAUGUCAGAAUCCUUCAUACAAUGCUGUGCCCUCUAAGGUGUUAUGAGUAAUGAGAUACCAUGCUAACUGGUGUCUCAAGGCAGAGAGAAACCACAUUUAGAUUUAUGGAAGUGUUGGUUUUCGACACCCCCAUCAGCCAUAAUGUGUAGCUGGGUGGUUUGUUAUUUGGGUGGUGGGCUGCGAUACACUGCCAAAUAAGGAGGUCCCACAAGUCCAAGGCAAAGAAAAAAGCUUUAAGCCAAGUAUUCAAGUAUCUCAUCGGUUGAAAAUUAUUGCCUGAAGGUUGUUGGGAGUAGGUUGGUGGGAGGGGGGAGAUGCUAGGGGGAGGGAAAGAAGGAGGGUGGCCUAAGACGGAAAAUGUUAUUGUGCAGAUUCCAACCUUGAAUCCCGUCUAAAACACAAGAAGUCCGCUGCACAGAUGGGUCUGAUUUUGGCCGUUUUAUGUGGGUCGCCGGCGAGGAAAAAAGGUUUUGAUUUAUCACUGAGAAAACGAUUCUAUACUUCACCUGGCCUUUCCUAAAAUAACUUAUUUGGAAACUUGCUCUCGCCCCUAGCCUGCAGCCUUAUGGACAUAUUUGUACAGAACCCUUACGUCACCCCCGAAACAGCUAGUAGUGUUCUCCCUGUUCUCCGUUGUGAAGCUUUGCUCUCUGCUGCAUUUAAACUGAUGGAAAACAUGUUGGACACCCAACACUUAUAUGGAUGAGCAAUGCUGCCGAAAUAGUCACAUCUUUGCCUCUAGCUUGUUAGGGGGGAAACGGGGCUCGGAGAAAGCAAAAACAGGUGUAGACUAAAUCCUGUAGUAUUUCUCUCUGUCAUCUUAAUAUUUCAUCAUUGAUACUGGGUAUGAAAACAAGCAAUAACAAGCCUGCAUUGCCGGACUGCUUCUCCUAUCAGUUCUUAUGAAUGAUGUUGAUAGAAGUCCGCUCUAUGGGACUUUACAUUGAGUUGAGGUACAUGUUCCGUAUUGCUCUUGCAGUGCUCAGAAAGAAAGGGAGACAAGCCCCUUGUCAGAUGGGGAAUGAUUUUACAUGUCGUUUUUAAUAGUGAGGGUUUUAGAUACAGGCCCCAGUUCAACAGACCUACUAGUCCCACAGGCUCUGGUCUAUGUCACACUUGGUUCUCUCUACUACCUUCCCUCUAGCCUCGUCAAAACAAGUUGGUUUUAUCUCGACUGCGUUGAAUUCUCUCCAGUCCAUGAAAAUGAAAGCGAGAUCUGUAAAAGGGAGGGAAACAGUCAUAUAUUUCAUUGACAGUUUCUUAUUAAUGUAAUUGAACUUCUGUUGAGGUUGGAGAGGAGUGUGUGUGUUUGUGAGAGAAAGAGAAGGAAAUUGUUGGUGUAGUUUAAUGUGUGAGAAAGUGUGUGUGUGUGCUUAAUUGAAAGCAUACGUGGCCCCUUGUUUCCUUCACCUAUCAGCACUUUGCCCUGAAGAAAAACAACUCUACGCCUCUCUCCUCAGCCCCUCUAAGCCUCAAUACCCCACUACCCCUCCUAGAGAAAAAGCAAUGUCAGGACCUUCUGAAGUCUAACUCUCCAACACACUCGCUCUCUUCCUCCCGCUCUCCUCUGCCAAUAAACGAUCCCAUAUUCUGUUAUUCCACUCUUCCGUGGAUGUUUGUGUAAGUUCAUUAGGCGUGCCUGGGUAAUGGGCCUUUUAAUUAGCUGAGUGGUGGCUGCUGCAAGAGGUGCCCAUCCUCGGAAUAAGACUCUCUCCCAUUUUGUUUUGGUUUGCCCUAAAAAAGCAAUUCUGCCCCCAGGAAUGUUUUUAGCGCAUUGGUUUGCCUACCCUAAAACUUCACUGUGAUUUAUAGGGCGGGAAGUUGUUUUGGUAGAUCAAAUAAAUAUACAAAGGUCCUCAAACCAAGCAUGAAAUAGGGCCUCAGCUUUGAUGUAGUGAUCUCGGAGUGGUCCAUGGAGAGUUGUGGGAAAGCCAUUAGCUCUCUAAUUUAUCAUUACCUCUUGAAGCAUCCAUAACCAAAUCAUGGACCAAAAGGAUAGGAGCAAUUUCAUAAGUCAGCUUUGACUUGGCUGUUAUCUAUGCUGUAGGACUGUAUGUAUAGUUAGCUGAAGCUAACAUACCUGGGUUCAAAUACUAUUUGAAAUCUUUCAAAUAUGUUGAGCGUUUUGCUUUAGCCUGCCUGGAGUGCCAGAUGGGCAGAGUUUACACAUUUGGGACUAUUCUAUUGUUUCCAUUACACCAUGAAAGUUCAUUCAAAGACAGCUGAAGUAUUUUAGUGAUUUCAAAUAGUGUUUGAAACCAGGUCUGAUAGCUACCGCUAAGUGCAUACAGUGUGUAUCCACAUUGAUUUGUGAUCCGUUCAUGUCAGGAACAGUCUUUUAAAAUAUCAUGUUUAGAAUAACACUUCAGAAUAGGGGACUUAUUGCUGCUUAUUGGCCAUUAUGUCAAAGUGGAUAAACGACUACAACAUUUGAUUACUUCAUAUACGCUGUAACAUAGUUCCCUCUAAGGACCAGCAUGGUUAGAAAAAAAAUAAAUUCCCAUCUGGUCCCAAAUCUGUGUGUUUUAGACAUGAUUAUAAUUCAUGACUCACACCAGGCUACUCUUUCUCUCUCUCUCUCUCUCUCUCUCCCCCCUCUAUUGACACACACACACACACACACAUUCAUCUCGCACUUUUUUCCUCUCUUCCUCCCCCACAGAGAGGAUGGUGCUGAGAGCUCGAUGGUGAAGGUGGGCUUCGUCACCUACAACAAGAUCCUACACUUCUACAACGUGAACAGUGCCCUGGCCCAGCCCCAGAUGAUGGUAGUAUCCGACACGGCAGAGAUGUUCGUCCCGCUGCUCGACGGCUUCCUUGUCAACUUCCAGGAGUCGUGCGCAGUCAUCAACAAGUAAGAGAAAGGGCACAUCUCUGACAUGAGAGUUGAUUUGAGUAGUGAUCCUUGAUGGCAUAUUUUCUAAUAUUUAGAUAUGUUAAUUAGUGUGUAUGAAAGGCCAUAGGUAAUGUGAGGAAGCUGAACCUCUUGAAGAAGGCAUUGACACUGUUUAGCUUAUAUAGCCCAAUGGAAGCUCUUUGUUUAGAAAAAAUAACAAGAUAAUCUCUGCACACUGCAAUCUAUGCUCCAAAGUCGGACAACCUGAUGAAGACAAAAGGGUGAAAAUCUUGUCUGGAUGAAUCUUACUUUGGAGCGUAGUGUGUUAGUAGUGGUUGUUUUCUUUUUGCUAAACGUAUACUUUGUCUUUAUAUCUCCAGCUCCUUCUCAAAGCCCAUGGAUGUGCCUCUAUUUCUGUCGAAGCUGAUUUCUGAGCUACAUAUUUCAUGUGGUAAUAACAAAUGUUGAAUGACAGCAUUUGAUUAUCUUGCCCAUCAGAAGGUUUCCAAAGCCUCAUUUUCUCUGCAUCUCUAGUUUGUGGUUUUCAUCAUAAACGCCAAGAUGGCGUUGAAAAACAGUUACGUCCAGAGAAUGCUUAGGAGGUUAAGUGGUCCCUGGAAAGAUUUUAUAUUAAAAAUACUUGUGGAUUUAUAUGGGAAAAUAGUCUUAUCUAUGCAGUUGUGUAUGGCACCAAAAUGAUUUAUCACCACUUUAUAUUUUGGUAUGUCUAUGCAGUCGUACAGAGUACAUGGCGGUAGUCCAUGUCAAACAGGGACCUUUGGCUAAAUCUCUUACUCCCGAUAUAAUUAAACAAAUGUGAGUUGAGGCCUUGGUUUAGAUCCAAAUAUGACUUUAGAAGAAUUGAGUUGCUGCUAGAAAGGGGUUUUGUCUACUGUAUGACCUGUGAAAUGGACUCUUCUGAACUGUUCAUGUGCAUCAUAGUCCCCCAAUGAUCUGUGGAAUUGUAAGGACAUUGCCUUUCGAUCUAACCACUUGCUGUCCCAGUGAUCUAAAAUAACUUUCUUAUUUCUCUUCCUUAGAAACCACAGAAAGGUGAAAGUACUACGGUCAAUGUCCAUCCAGUUAACUAAUUAUCCUUAUAGAUUAGCUGUCAUAAAGGAGGCAAUGAAACAGAGCUAUUUAACACGAUUAUCUACCAAGUGUUGAAAACCAAUGUACCAGAGGUGAACGAUUGUGACACUGUCCCUCUCUCUUAACCCCUUUCCAGUCUCCUGGACCAGAUCCCUGACAUGUUUGCAGACACCAACGAGAGCGAGACAGUCUUUGCCCCUGUCAUCCAGGCUGGGGUAGAGGCACUGAAGGUGAGAGGCUGGAUGUCAACUCCCACUCACACACAAGGGAAGGGAAGAUGGCAAGCCAACAGUUACUUUGUCCAGGUGGUGAUGGACACUAAAGUGCUGAUUUCACUUAAAUUGUUUAUUUACAUUAGGAUAGAUACAAAAACACUGACAUAUUGAAAUGAAAAGACAACAGAUUAAAAGACAACAUACUCACAUAAUAAGUUGAUCCUACUAGAUUAUUAUCAACCAAUCUUAAAACUAAAGGAAGUAGAAUAGUCCAAACAAAUAACAGCUGUAGAGGCCAACUUAACUUUUUGCAGUCACAGCCUCCUUACCGCCAACUCUCCCCCCAAAACAGGGAUUGUUUUCUUUUGUCGACACAGACUGUUAUGCUGCGCUUUCUCCAACUCAAUGACUUUGCAACUUUCCUUUUCGCUUCCUAAUAGAACUGUUUAUUUAAUCGGCUCCAACUGGAUAUUUCCCAACGACUUGUCUUCAGUUUGAUUGAAUGUGUGGUAGAGGUCAAAUAGAUUUGACAUGUGAACAGACAGCCUUGCAGAAAAUGCUAGUACUGGCAUAAUGGUGAGUUAGUAACUCAUUUGGGUCGGUAAGACUGUUGACUAUUGCCUUAGCAAUCUGUUGACCUAGAAACUCCAACCAUAGAAUCCCCUCACUGAAAAUGAACACACAGAGACCCGUCCAGGUCAAAUCAAUGUUGUUCCCUUCAUUGAAACAGUCCCACAAGGAAAUACAUUUAUGUGCACACCUUUUUCUUAUAUUAGCACUCUCCUUUUAUCUCUCUUGUCUCUCUCUAGUGUGAUUAUUUAUUUGCGUCCUCUCCAGGCAGCAGAAUGCAGCGGCAAGCUGUUCAUCUUCCACUCCUCCAUCCCCACCGCUGAGGCCCCUGGGAAACUGAAGAACAGGGACGACAAGAAGCUGAUAAACACAGAGAAGGAAAAGGUGAAGCAAAAUUGGCAGUCUUUUAACAUUUGUAUUCAAAAUGCGGACUUUAAAUGCACCAUAUCAUCGGCUAUCACAUUUUUUUGACUGGGUGAGAUAUCCAUAGCCUGCUGUCUGUGUGUUUGUGUGUCCUGUCUUGUUUGGGUCCCCUGCGGUGUCCUAGACUCUGUUCCAGCCCCAGAAGGCUGUCUAUGAGCAGCUGUCCAAGGACUGUGUGUCUCAGGGCUGCAGCGUGGACCUCUUCCUCUUCCCCAGCCAGUACGUGGACAUCGCCACUAUGGGAGAUGUCCCCACACACACAGGAGGCUCCGUCUUCAAGUACAGCAACUUCCAGGUACAUACACAUUACAUCCACAGCCGAGGACAGACGCCACAACCCAACAUAUAAAUAUUUUGUAGUCCACAGUCCAUAAAGUCAAAUAAACCAAUAAAUAAAUAAUGUGAUAAUGAAAUUUGUAAGGAGGGAGGGAGCAACAUGGUCACAGCCACGGGAAAACCUUGGGAGCCUAAGUCCGAGUUAGGCACCACCACCAAACAUGGCAUGGUAGAACGGGAUAGUUUGUAUUUUGUCCAAACUGCCAUUUGAGUCCACCAAUUGUUCUGUUAUUGAACAAAUGUGAUGAAUCACAUUACCUUAAAUGCAUUAGAGCCUAAAUUGCAUUCAGAUCUUGGCCCUGGUACAAUAGUCCAUGGAGGGUAAUUGUGGAAACUCUGCCACCUUGUGGUUGACUGUAGCACUACCUGUGUAUUUCAGGUGGACAUGGAUGGAGAGCAUUUCUUGAGUGACCUGAGGAAGGAUGUCGAGAAGGCCAUCGGGUUUGAUGCCAUCAUGAGAGUCCGCACCAGCACAGGUAAUUCAGCCAUCUAAUGUAUUAAGUGUAUGAACUCAUUUCAUUGCCCUUGUAUGUACUCAGAAACCCCAAAAUAUGUACAGUCUCGAUUGUAGGAAUUUUUAUUUUAUUACAUUUGUUUCCAACAGUUUUACAAGGUCGCCAGAUAAUUCCAUUGCAUUGAUUAAAAUUUGAGGUAAAAUUGAUUUUAAUACUGCUGGACUGUACUGCCACUCCAAGAUACUUACUAAUAGGUGUCCCUUGUCUCUCCUUCCAGGCUUCAGGGCUACAGACUUCUUUGGUGCCAUCCACAUGAACAACACCACAGAUGUGGAGAUGGCUGCCGUGGACUGUGACAAGGCUGUGACGGUGGAGUUCAAACACGACGACACACUUAGCGAGGAGACGGGCGCUCUCAUGCAGGUGUGUCUCGCAACCACUCAUAAAACUCAAAACGAACAAUGUGAAUCUAAUUUUAGAAUGGUUGCCACUAAUAGAUAUUUAGGUUCACUGCAAAGUGGGUAUUUGACUGCAACCAAAACAAAAAUAUGCAUCACAUUUAAUAACCAGUGGUGUAAAGUACUUUGAAGUACUACUUAAGUUGUUUGAGGGUAUCUGUACAUUACUCUUUAAUUUGACAACUUUUUAACUCCACUACAUUCCUAAAGAAAAUAUGUACUUGUUACUCCCUUACAUUUUCCUACACCAAAAAGUAUGAUACAUUUCUAAUGCUCAGGCAGGACAGCAAUAUGGUCCAAAUCAUGCACCUGUGAAUAUAAUGUGUUGUCAUCCCCACUGCCUCUCAUCUGGCAGACUCACUAAACAUUUUAUAAAUUGUGUUGGCGUGUGCCCCUGGCUAUCCGUAAAUAAAAAAACAAGAAAAUCAGGCUGUCUGGUUUGCUUAAUAAAAGGAAUUUGAUGUAUAACAUUUACUUUUACUCAAGUAUGACAAUUAGGGUUCCACAAAGCCUUAAACAUCCUAUUCUGAUAUGUUAGAUUAAAACCCUGACAGUCUUUUAACCCACUAAUGGCUUCUGUGUGUGUUCCGUUUCCCAGUGUGCAUUGCUGUACACGACCAUCAGCGGCCAGCGGCGUCUGCGGAUCCACAACCUCAGUCUGAACUGCAGCGCACAGCUGUCUGAGCUCUACAAGAGCUGUGAGACGGACGCCCUCAUCAACUUCUUCACCAAGUCAGGUGACUACACACAGCAGAGUAUUACUGUCUUUAGGCCUGUGUCAGUAUGGUCCAAAUGAGAGAAAUAUCCUAUAAGUGUAUCAUAAGACAUUAUAAAUCCACUUUAAAGGCAUUAUGUAUGUUUGCCUCAUAGAAGUUACCAAAAGGUUUGAUUGAAGAAGAGAUACCUCCUGAACUUGUCCAUUUGGAAUGUUCAUGUAUAUUUCCUGUUUGAAUAUAUUCGCUCCCUCCCAUCUAGGCAUAUUGAAUGAGAUUCGGGUAUAAAUAAUAUCAGUUAAAUACCACUUAGUAGUGGAACAUAGCUGGCUGAUGUGUAAUUCUGCAUUAUAUACAGCAUACUCAUACCCUAUAUGUACAGUGAGCUCAAAGUAUUUGGACAGUGACCAUUUUUGUUGUUGUUUUGGCUUUGUACUCCAGCACUUUGGAUUUGAAAUUACAGUACUUUUUGUACAUAGUCCCCCCAUUUUAGGGGACCAAAAGUAUUUGGACAAAUUCACUUAUGUGUAUUAAAGUAGUCAAAAGUAUAGAAUUUGGCCCCAUAUUCCUAGUAUGCAAUGACUACAUCAAACUUGUGACUCUGCAAAUGCAUCCAACUAGUUUGUAAUUUGUUUUGAUUGUGUUUCAGAUUAUUUAGUGCCCAAUAGAAAUUAAUGGUAAAUGUAUUGUGUCAUUUUGGAGUCACUUAUAUUGUAAAUAAGAAUAGAAUAUGUUUCUAAACACUUAUACAUUAAUGUGGAUGCUACCAUGAUUAUAGAUACACAUGAAUUAAUCGUGAAUAAUGAUGAGUGAGAAAGUUACGGAGGCAUAAAUAUCAUACCCCCCAAAAAAUGCUAACCUCCCCUAUUAUUCGGUGAUGGUGAGAGCAUGUCUUGUGGGUAUGAUCUUUGUGCCUAACCUUUCACUCAUCAUUAUUCACCAUUCAUUCAUGAUUAUCUGUAAUUUUCUAAACACUUCAUGCUUCACUUUAGCUACCUUGUAUAUGUAAAUCACCUUAAGAAAACUAAGAGGUGAAGUAACUUUUAAAAGCAGAACCAUAUGCCUCCCAUAAAGUAUUAGUGACAAGCAAACCCCUUGGAUGAGACCACUUCAAAUCAAAUGUAUUGGUCACAUACACAUGGUUAGCAGAUGUUAUUGCGGGUGUAGCGAAAUGCUUUUGCUUCUAGUUCCGACAGUGCAGCAAUAUCUAGCAAGUAAUAUCUAACAGUUCCACAACAAAACCUAAUACACACAAAUCUAAGUAAAAGAAUGGAAUAAGAAUAUAUAAAUAUAUGGAUGAGCAAUGUCAUUAUCAUUAUCAGAGUGGCAUAGGCUAAGAUGCAAUAGAUAGUAUAGAAUACAGUAUAUACAUAUGAGAUGGGUAAUGCAAGAUAUGUAAACAUCAUUAAAGUGACUAGUGUUCCAUUUAUUAAAGUGGCCAGUGAUUUUUAAGUCUAUGUAGGCAGCAGCCUCUCUGUGCUAGUGAUGGCUGUUUAACAGUCUGAUGGCCUUGAUAUAGAAGCUGUUUUUCAUUCUCUCGGUCCCAGCUUUGAUGCACCUGUACUGACCUCGCCUUCUGGAUGAUAGUGGGGUGAACAGGCAGUGGCUCGGGUGGUAGUUGUCCUUGAUUAUCUUUUUGGCCUUCCUGUGACAUCGGGUGCUGUGGGUGUCCUGGAUGGCAGGAAGUUUGCCCCCGGUGAUGCGUUGUGCAGACCGCACCACCCUCUGGAGAGUCCUGCGGUUGUGGGCGGUGCAGUUGCCGUACCAGGCGGUGAUACAGCCCGACAGCAUGCUCUCAAUUGUGCAGACAGGUUUAGCGUGGGAACACAGUUACUGACCUUCAAAUGCCCUCUACCUCUCCCUUCCUCCCCCUCUCCCUCCCAGCGUACCGUGCCAUGCUGAACCAGCCCCUGAAGACGGUGAGGGAGAUCCUGGUCAACCAGAUGGCCCACAUGCUGGCCUGCUACAGGAAAAACUGUGCCAGUCCCUCCGCUGCCAGCCAGGUCAGUGGCAUACAACACAGUUAACUUGAAUAGAGAACGUUAUUCUCCAUUUGUGACAAAUUGUCUUUGUGUAUGUAGGGUAAUAUGUGAACGCUUUCUACUAAUCCAGCACUGUGAGGUGUGUAAGAUUGUGGUGUUAUUCACUCAUAGGUCAGUGUGUGAAUGCUAAAAACUGAACAUGGCGCAGCAUAUGGUCUCUAGGGACAUGAAGUAUACUAACAUCCAGAAACGUACAGGUGCAGAGUACAAAAGUAAACUGAUAAAAGACAGAUUCCGGCACACUUGAUUCCUACUGCAGUUUUAUGCUUGCUUUCGUCUUUUCAAGAAUUGCAAACAAACAAUAUUACUGUGGCAUCAGGGAGUCCUGUGUUUAUUAGGGGUGUUCUCACUAGCUCGUCUCUCCCCGUGUAGCUGAUCCUGCCUGAUGCCAUGAAGGUGUUCCCGGUCUACUUAAACAGCCUGUUGAAGACUGGUCCCCUGGUGGGCAGCGCUGAGCUCUCUACAGACGACAGGGCUCACCAGAGACUCAUCACCACAGCCAUGGGGGUGGAGGAUACCCAGCUGCUUCUCUACCCACGCCUCGUCCCACUGGUGAGACAACACACCAAGUACUCUCUCCUGCCUUAUCCCACUGAUGAAAGCAUACACACACAAACACACCCACCUCCUGCUUUACCCAUGUCCCAUCCUAUUGAUGAGAACUCUCUCUCACACACACACACACACACACACACACACUCACUCUCGUCCUUUUUACCAACUGCAAUUCCUUCUUCAUUGAGGCUAAUGGACCUCACUCUUAGUAGUUUUAUAUCACUCUUUCCCAAUCCCACUGUCCUCAUAUCAUAGUGCUGAGAUCUGACUACAAGUGAUACAAUAAAGAAACAAAUAUAUUCCUUGUGGAUCCCAGGCUAGCCAAAGGAUUCUGAGGUUAAAGACCCCUGUUCUACAGAUGAACAGCAUUUCAGUGUGCGUCUCCUAUAAGCAACUACAAUUGAGUCGAUGCAUUUACUAGUUCUUUGGUAUUGGCAUCCCUAAGGUGUGACAUCCUCUUAUUUGAUAUGCCAACUAAUUCCAUAAAUAUGAUGCCACUGUAUGAGGCUGUGUAUUGCAUGCCAGCAAUUACCCAGCACUUUAACGAAACCUGCCAUUUUGAGGUGGUAAGAAAAGUUCAAUAAAUUGUGUCCAUGAACAACUUCUGAGAAGCGUGUUUGAGGGUAAAUGUAACACUAGGCGCUGGAGGGGAUGGCUGCCGUUUUACGGGCUCCUAUCAGUAAAUCACUGGGGCCAAGCUUCCUGCCAUCCAGGACCUAUAUACUAGGCGGUGUCAGAGGAAGGCCCCAAAAAUUGUCAGACUCCAAUCACACAAGUCAUAGACUGUUCUCUCUGCUACCGCACAGCAAUUAAUCAAAUGUCCACCCGGACUAAACUCAGUAAAAAAAGAAAAGUCCUCUCAAACUUAACAUGUGUAAAUAUUUGUAUGAACAUAACAAGAUUCAACAACUGAGACAAACUGAACAAGUUCCACAGACGUGACUAACAGAAAUGGAAUAAUGUGUCACUGAACAAAUGGGGGGGUCAAAAUCAAAAGUAACAGUCAGUAUCUGGUGUGGCCACCAGCUGCAUUAAGUACUGCAGUGCAUCUCCUCCUCAUGGACUGCAACAGAUUUGCCAGUUCUUGCUGUGAGAUGUUACACCACUCUUCCACCAAGGCACCUGCAAGUUCCCAGACAUUUCUGGGGGGAAUGGCCGUAGCCCUCACCCUCCGAUCCAACAGGUCCCAGACGUGCUCAAUGAGAUUGAGAUCCGGGCUCUUCGCUGGCCAUGGCAGAACACUGACAUUCCUGUCUUGCAGGAAAUCAUGCACAGAACGUGCAGUAUGGCUGGUGGCAUUGUCAGGCUGGAGGGUCAUGUCAGGAUGAGCCUGCAGGAAGGGUACCACAUGAGGGAGGAGGAUGCCUUCCCUGUAACGCACAGCGUUGAUUGCCUGCAAUGACAACAAGCUCAGUCCGAUGAUGCUGUGACACACCGCCCCAGUCCACGACGGACCCUCCACCUCCAAAUCGAUCCCUCCAGAGUACAGGCCUUGGUGUAACGCUCAUUCCUUCGACGAUAAACGCAAAUCUGACCAUCACCCCUGGUGAGACAAAACCGCGACUCAGUGAAGAGCACUUUUUGCCAGUCCUGUCUGGUCCAGCGACGGUGGGUUUGUGCCCAUAGGCGACAUUGUUGCCGGUGAUGUCUGUUGAGAACCUGCCUUACAACAGGCCUACAAGCCCUCAGUCCAGCCUCUAUCAGCCUAUUGCGGACAGUCCGAGCACUGAUGGAGGGAUUGUGCGUUCCUGGUGUAACUCGGGCAGUUGUUGCCAUCCUGUACCUGUCCCGCAGGUGUGAUGUUCGGAUCCUGUGCAGGUGUUGUUACACGUGGUCUGCCACUGCGAGGACGAUCAGCUGUCCGUCCUGUCUCCCUGUAGCGCUGUCUUAGGCGUCUCACAGUACGGACAUUGCAAUUUAUUGCCCUGGUCACAUCUGCAGUCCUCAUGCCUCCUUGCAGCAUGCCUAAGGCACGUUCAUGCAGAUGAGCAGGGACCCUGGGCAUAUUUCUUUAGUUUUUCAGAGUCAGUAGAAAGGCGUCUUUAGUGUCCUACGUUUUCAUAACUGUGACCUUAAUUGCCUACCAUCUAAGCUGUUAGUGUCUUAACGACCGUUCCACAGGUGCAUGUUCAUUAAUUGUUUAUGGUUCAUUGAACAAGCAUGGGAAACAGUGUUUAAACCCUUUACAAUGAAGAUCUGUGAAGUUAUUUGGAUAUUCACUAAUUAUCUUUGAAAGACAGGGUCCUGAAAAAGGGACGUUUCUUUUUUUGCUAAGUUUAAUUACAUUGACACCUCCCCCCUCCCUUUGUUUUUACACUGCUGCUACUUGCUGUUUGUCUAUGCAUAGUCACUUUACCCCUACCUACAUGUACAAGUUACCUCGACUAACUUGUACCCCUGCACAUUGACUUGGUACUGGUACCCCCUGUAUAUAGCCUCGUUAUUUUUUUAACUAUUUCUUGAACUGAAUUGUUGAUUAAGGGCUUGUAAGUAUUUCACGGUAAGGUCUACUAACAUUUAAUUUGAUGUAUAAGUUGCCCUUAGUAGAAUAAUUACAUGCUUCAUAAUUGUGACCAAAUAUCUGAGACAAUGGCGGCAGUUGUUCUCCUUCACUUCAAUUGCAGUGUUUGCUUGGAAGGGGCCAGGCACUUGUGAUUAAUUUUGUUUUAAUUUGUGUGACACUGUCACCAAACACUGCAAUUGUUUUAAAGCAACACUUUGUAAUAUUGCAAAAUUAUGGGUGGAAUGGUCCUCCUAAUAAUAUGCUGCAAACUCUGGAUUACUGCUCACUCUGACCUGAAUGAAAGUGCAAGAUGGAUUUAACUUGUCAGGCUAACUUGAUGGGUAAAAAAAAUAUAUUUGCAAUCUCAUCCAAUACUAUUUGGUUGGGGUACAUGUCAAUACUCUUUUGCAGGGAUGCAUCUACAGUGGGGGGAAAAAAGUAUUUAGUCAGCCACCAAUUGUGCAAGUUCUCCCACUUAAAAAGAUGAGAGAGGCCUGUAAUUUUCAUCAUAGGUACACGUCAACUAUAACAGACAAAAUGAGGGAAAAAAUCCAGAAAAUCACUGUAGGAUUUUUAAUGAAUUUAUUUGCAAAUUAUGGUGGAAAAUAAGUAUUUGGUCAAUAAAAGUUUCUCAAUACUUUGUUAUAUACCCUUUGUUGGCAAUGACACAGGUCAAACGUUUUCUGUAAGUCUUCACAAGGUUUUCACACACUGUUGCUGGUAUUUUGGCCCAUUCCUCCAUGCAGAUCUCCUCUAGAGCAGUGAUGUUUUGGGGCUGUCGCUGGGCAACACGGACUUUCAACUCCCUCCAAAGAUUUUCUAUGGGGUUGAGAUCUGGAGACUGGCUAGGCCACUCCAGGACCUUGAAAUGCUUCUUACGAAGCCACUCCUUCGUUGCCCGGGCGUUGUGUUUGGGAUCAUUGUCAUGCUGAAAGACCCAGCCACGUUUCAUCUUCAAUGCCCUUGCUGAUGGAAGGAGGUUUUCACUCAAAAUCUCACGAUACAUGGCCCCAUUCAUUCUUUCCUUUACACGGAUCAGUCGUCCUGGUCCCUUUGCAGAAAAACAGCCCCAAAGCAUGAUGUUUCCACCCCCAUGCUUCACAGUAGGUAUGGUGUUCUUUGGAUGCAACUCAGCAUUCUUUGUCCUCCAAACACGACGAGUUUAGUUUUUACCAAAAAGUUCUAUUUUGGUUUCAUCUGACCAUAUGACAUUCUCCCAAUCCUCUUCUGGAUCAUCCAAAUGCACUCUAGCAAACUUCAGACGGGCCUGGACAUGUACUGGCUUAAGCAGGGGGACACGUCUGGCACUGCAGGAUUUGAGUCCCUGGCGGCGUAGUGUGUUACUGAUGGUAGGCUUUGUUACUUUGGUCCCAGCUCUCUGCAGGUCAUUCACUAGGUCCCCCCAGAUCGAGGGAGAUUAUCAGUGGUCUUGUAUGUCUUCCAUUUCCUAAUAAUUGCUCCCACAGUUGAUUUCUUCAAACCAAGCUGCUUACCUAUUGCAGAUUCAGUCUUCCCAGCCUGGUGCAGGUCUACAAUUUUGUUUCUGGUGUCCUUUGACAGCUCUUUGGUCUUGGCCAUAGUGGAGUUUGGAGUGUGACUGUUUGAGGUUGUGGACAGGUGUCUUUUAUACUGAUAACAAGUUCAAACAGGUGCCAUUAAUACAGGUAAUGAGUGGAGGACAGAGGAGCCUCUUAAAGAAGAAGUUACAGGUCUGUGAGAGCCAGAAAUCUUGCUUGUUUGUAGGUGACCAAAUACUUAUUUUCCACCAUAAUUUGCAAAUAAAUUCAUUAAAAAUCCUACAAUGUGAUUUUCUGGAUUUUUUUUCUCUCAUUUUGUCUGUCAUAGUUGACGUGUACCUAUGAUAAAUUACAGGCCUCUCUCAUCUUUUUAAGUGGGAGAACUUGCACAAUUGGUGGCUGACUAAAUACUUUUUUCCCCCACUGUAAAUACUAUGGUUCUUGUUAUAGUGUGGUCUAACAUGACAUUCAUGUGCCAGCCCCCUAAUUUGUUCAAUAAAGUAAAUGUAUUCAUUAAUCCUCCUCUUCCAGCACAACAUGGACGUUGCCAGUGACAUGGUGCCAGCUCCGGUGCGCUGUUCUGAAGAGCGCCUGACAGAUGCUGGCAUGUUCCUGCUGGAGAAUGGGUGCUCCCUCUUCCUGUGGCUGGGCCAGGCCUGCCCCCCAGAACUGAUCCAGAGCAUCUUCAACGUGACCUCCUUUGCCCACUUGCCCAUUGACCUGGUGAGGACAGUAACUUCCUUACCCCCAAGCUCUACAGGAGAUGGGGUGUUUCGAAACACUGAAGUUAGUCAUACCAUUAGUUCAGAUGGUUGCGAUAUUUGAAAAGUUAAUUCCAGACUGUGUAGAAAGCACAGCAUAUCACUAAUAUUCAUGUGUGUGUGCUUUCCAGAGGUCCCUACCAGAGCUGGAUAACCCCCAGUCUAAGAAGCUGCGCUCCAUUGUUGACUCCUUGCUUGACCAGAGGCCCAGCUCCAUGAAGGUACAGUAUUCAAUGUUGGUUACUGUGCAUACUUUCCCCAAACUAAUUUGAUAUAAUGAAAGAAUGGUAUCCGUUUUUUGAAUUGGGAAACAAACAUGUAACCAAAUUGACCACAAGUGGGCAUAACUGUCUUAAGCCCUGGGCACAAUAACAGAUCACAAAUUCAACAGGCUGCUCAAGCUUACCUGGUUUUGCCUGUAAGCAAUUGUCAAAAUGUAAGGAUUAGUGAAAUAAAUUAUUUGAAUAGACAGCUAAAAUAUAUCAAUUAAGUUCCAGGGAGAAACAAGCAGCAGGACUGUAGUACUCCAGUGCUCUGGAUAGGAGCGUCUGCUAAAUUAUGUAAAUGUAAAAUGCACAGUUUUGUUCCUCAAGUUCGGUCGUAAGCUGACUAUGUCCCCAUGUUAUCCCAAUAUAGCUCCUGAUUGUGAAGCAGAAGGACCGGUCGGAGAUGCUUUUCCGCCAGCACCUGGUAGAGGACAAGGGGCUCCACGGUGGAGCCUCCUACAUGGACUUCCUGUGCUACGUCCACCGCGAGAUCAGACAAGUCCUCACUUAA
Molecule: messenger RNA, 27960 nt
Organism: Coregonus sp. 'balchen'
Lineage: Eukaryota; Metazoa; Chordata; Actinopteri; Salmoniformes; Salmonidae
Source: the annotation of a GenBank genome assembly